AGUUUUACCAACGUCAUCCUAAGCACUAUUAAUUUAUCUAUGUUCAAUACUAAAUAGAAUUACCUAAAUUAUGUGACCAUCAGAGGUAUUUGUUUUCAUAAAGUUUUUUGUAUUAUUAAUUAAAGAAAUAAUAAAAUUUUGAACGUAUAGUAGGAUUGAGAUAAGUAAAUUUUUUUCUGCACAUGUUUGGUGCCAACUGUAUCAAACUCGUCCUCCAUUUUUGAUCCUUUGUUUGGUUCAAGUUGUGACGUGAGGUUUCUUAAAUUUAUUUGACGCUAUUAAAAGUAAUUUAAUUAUUAUAAUAAUAUAAAUAACGGCCGUACACAUGAAGAUGAAAUUAGUAGAUCAGGUGGUGCGGAGUUUCCGCGUAGCCAAAGUGUUUCGUGAAAAUACAGACAAAAUAAAUAGCAUCGAUUUUUCACCGACGGGAGAGACGUUGAUAUCUUGCAGCGAAGACGAUCAAAUCGUUAUUUACGAUUGCGAAAAGGGGACGCAAGUUAGAACGGUUAACAGUAAAAAAUACGGAGUAGAUUUGAUACAUUUUACACAUGCAAAAAACACUGCCAUUCACAGUUCAACUAAAAUAGAUGACACCAUUAGAUAUCUAUCUCUUCACGACAAUAAAUAUAUUAGAUAUUUUCCGGGACAUACUAAAAAAGUUGUUUCUUUGAAUUUAUCCCCCGUGGAGGAUACAUUUUUGUCUGGUUCUUUAGAUAAAACUCUAAGAUUAUGGGAUUUAAGAUCGCCGAAUUGCCAGGGACUUAUGCAUUUAUCAGGACGACCCGUAGCAGCUUAUGAUCCUGAAGGAUUGAUUUUUGCAGCCGGUGUAAAUUCAGAAAGUAUUAAACUGUACGAUUUAAGGUCUUUCGAUAAGGGACCUUUUGUAACAUUUAAAUUGACACAAGAAAAAGAAUGUGAUUGGACUGGUUUGAAAUUUUCAAGAGACGGUAAAACUAUUUUAAUCAGUACAAAUGGAUCCAUAAUAAGACUUAUUGAUGCUUUUCAUGGUACACCUUUACAAACAUUCACAGGUCACCUUAAUAAUAAAGGUAUUCCUAUUGAGGCGUCCUUUAGUCCUGAUUCUCAGUUUAUCUUUAGUGGAUCUACUGAUGGGCGAGUUCAUGUUUGGAAUGCAGAUACUGGCUAUAAGGUUUGUGUUUUGAAUGCUGAUCAUCCCGGUCCAGUUCAGUGCGUUCAGUUUAAUCCUAAAUACAUGAUGCUCGCUUCAGCUUGUACAAACAUGGCUUUUUGGCUACCUGCUAUUGAAGAUACGUAAACAAGGAACUCGUGAGUUUUUCAAGAAUUUUAUAAAUUAAUUUUUCAUCAAGUGAGAUUAGAUUUUAAAGUCAUUUUCUUGCAAAACUGUAGUGAUGUGUAACAUCCAUUAUACUUUUUUUUAUUAUUAUUUGGUAUAAGUUAAAAGAGAAUGAAAUGUAAAUAUAUGUUAGUGAGAUGAAUUAUUCGGCGGGGUAUCACCGGAUUUUAACUGGAAUUAAAUUUAAUACUGUAAUUGAUAUAUUGAAUUUUUGCUUUUCACAACAAUUGAUAGGCCCCAAAUAUUAUAUUAUUUUCAUGAAUUGCUUUUAAACCUUAACAGAACAAUGAAAAUUUAUUAACAAAACAUCGCCUUGGGACAAAAACAUUUUCAAACCCUGUCUUUUACAUAUUCCCUAAGGUUAUGGCUCACCAUCUAUUAAUUACCUACCAUAUGGUGUUUGGGCAUUGUGUUUUAUACUUGUAAACUUUUAUUCCUCACGUUCUAAAGGAAGUGUAUCGACUGGUAUACACUAGGGACUAAAUAAUAGUCAAAACAGUGGACUAUGAGCUCUAUAGAAGGUGUAGACUGUCCUAUCGGCCGUGGAUCCACUGGUACACACUUAAGAUCAAAGAAUAGUUAAAAACAGUGGACUUCACCCAAAGAAACGCGCUUUAAAGAUUGCGUUAGACUUUUUUAUUAGUCCAAAAUAGAACACUGUUGUUUCAAGGCGACUAUUUGAAUUUUACUUUUUUAAAUAAUAAAUUUUAUUGUUUUUUUUUCAAAUAAGACUUAAAUUUGGUUUUUAUUCAUUUUUUUGUAGAUAUUUCAAAGGAUUAGAUUAUUGUUUUUGACCUUUGUUCUUAUGCAGAAGGUAUUAAGAAUUUUUUUUCAACAUUUUCAGUAAUUUGUAAUUGCAUAAAUAAGCUAUUUAAUAAUUUUUUUAUUUUGGUAGAAUCGGCGUUGAAAUUGAAUUUUUUUAUGGGUAAUUUCAUCAAUUCUUUCAUUAUUCUUUUUUGGUCUUUGCCCAAUUCUGUAAAUAUUCAUUAUUUCUUUUUUCUUCAUAUUUUUUGUGUAAAUAAUUUUAAUGAUUAAAAAGUUGUAGUAUAUAAUAGAUAUUAAAUUAUUUUUCUAUGUAUUAAUAUAUUUCGGUAGUUUUUAUUUCAUGUGGUAGUGCAAUGUUGAUAGCCAAAGUGCUAUAAACAAAACAUUUUUUCAAUCCAAUAGAAAAACAUGUUAUAAACAGUUUCAUAACAUUUUAGAAAAUUUAUUAAUAUCCAGAUUUCUAAUUUAAAACUUUUUUUUGGAAUUAAUUUUGUUUUCAAAUUUAUGUCUCAUUGUGUCUCCACUUUUAUUGAUUAUAAAGUAAUUUAAACUUUUUUUCUGUUUGUUAAUAUCUACUUUUUGCAUUAAAUUUUUAUAUAGUAUUAAAUGAUUAAUUGUGAUAAUUUCAAUUGUAAUAGAUUAAUAAUUUCGAUAAAUUACAGACUGAAUAUUUGUAUAGAAUUGUGCUCGUGUGUAGGUUUUUUUAUUACUAUUACAUAACCCCCUAUAUUAUAAA
Molecule: messenger RNA, 2816 nt
Organism: Diorhabda sublineata
Lineage: Eukaryota; Metazoa; Arthropoda; Insecta; Coleoptera; Chrysomelidae
Gene: Wdr82
Product: WD repeat-containing protein 82
Exons: 3
Coding region: 326-1276 (316 amino acids)
Cellular component (GO): Set1C/COMPASS complex
Molecular function (GO): protein binding; chromatin binding
Source: RefSeq, a predicted model, not a curated record